GCCCCGUCGGGAAACCGCGGGCAGCUCGGCGGCGGCGGCGGCGGCUGUGCCUCGGCGCGAUCGGAUGUGGUUAGAACCUUGAGGAACUGAGGGUUCCAGAGAGAGCGAACGCUUUAGGCGACCAGCUCGGAUCCAGAGAGCCGGUGCUCUGGAGAACGUCGGUUUAACCCGAGGUCUCCCUCUCUCCAGAGGAAAGAAAAGGAACACAGGUGUCCGCCUCUCCAAGAGACCACAGGCAGUGCCUGCAUGAGGGUGCAGAAGUGACGGGUGACUCCGGGAGGCCUUCCUGGAGGAGGCUGAGGCCCCAAGCGUGGCCACUGUGGCAUGUCACACUGUUUCUAAAGUGAGAUACGAGACCCGGUGCUGCCCCCCUGGGGAUCCGGCUGGGGAGAUGAGGUUCCUUCGCCGGCGCCACAUGCCCCUGCGCCUCGCCAUGCUGGGCAGCGUCUUCAUGCUCUUCCUCUUCAUGAGGCAGAAGGAGGGGAGCAGCCGGGAGCAGGCGGUGGAGAAGCCGUGGCUGAAGUCCCUGGUGGGCCGGAAGGAUCGUGUCCUGGGCCUCAUGCUAGGUGCUGUGAACAACAUCCGAGACGCCAUGCCCAAGCUGCAGAUCAGGGCUCCCGAACCCCAACAGGCUCCGGUCUCCACAAACCACUCCUGCCUCCCGGGGUUCUACACCCCUGCUGAGCUGAAGCCCUUCUGGGAACGGCCACCCCAGGACCCCAACAGCCCUGGGGCAGAUGGAAAAGCAUUUCAGAAGAGAGGAUGGACCCCACUAGAGACCCAGGAAAAGGAAGAGGGCUAUAAGAAACACUGCUUCAACGCCUUUGCCAGCGACCGCAUCUCCUUGCAGAGGUCCCUGGGGCCCGACACCCGGCCUCCCGAGUGUGUUGACCAGAAGUUCCGGCGCUGCCCGCCCCUGCCCGCCACCAGCGUGGUCAUCGUGUUUCACAACGAGGCCUGGUCCACUCUGCUGCGCACGGUGUACAGCGUCCUGCACACCAGCCCUGCCGCCCUGCUGAGGGAGGUCAUCCUGGUGGACGACGCCAGCACGGACGAACACCUGAAGGAGAGGCUGGAGCGGCACGUGCAGCAGCUGCAGAUCGUGCGCGUGGUGCGGCAGCGCGAGCGGAAGGGGCUCAUCACGGCGCGGCUGCUGGGUGCCAGCGUGGCGCGGGCCGAGGUGCUCACGUUCCUGGACGCACACUGCGAGUGCUUCCACGGCUGGCUGGAGCCCCUCCUGGCUCGCAUCGCCGAGGAUAAGACAGUGGUAGUGAGCCCCGACAUUGUCACCAUCGACCUCAACACCUUCCAGUUCUCCAGACCCGUGCAGAGAGGCAAAGUCCACAGCCGUGGCAACUUCGACUGGAGCCUGACCUUCGGCUGGGAGACGCUCCCCGAACACGAGAAGCAGAGGCGCAAGGAUGAGACGUACCCCAUCAAAUCCCCGACGUUCGCCGGCGGCCUCUUCUCCAUCUCCAAGGCCUACUUUGAGCACAUCGGCACCUACGACGACCAGAUGGAGAUCUGGGGAGGAGAGAAUGUGGAAAUGUCCUUCCGGGUAUGGCAGUGUGGGGGACAGCUGGAGAUCAUCCCCUGCUCUGUGGUAGGCCACGUGUUCCGUACCAAGAGUCCCCACACCUUCCCCAAGGGCACCAGCGUCAUUGCGCGCAACCAGGUACGCCUGGCUGAGGUGUGGAUGGACAACUACAAGAAGAUUUUCUACAGGAGGAAUCUGCAGGCAUCGAAGAUGGCCCAGGAGAAUGACUUCGGUGACAUUUCGGAGCGACUGAAACUGAGGGAACAGCUAAGCUGCCACAACUUCUCCUGGUACCUGCACAAUGUCUACCCAGAGAUGUUUGUCCCUGACCUGAACCCCACCUUCUACGGAGCCAUCAAGAACCUCGGCAGCAACCAGUGCCUGGAUGUGGGCGAGAACAACCGAGGAGGAGGGAAGCCUCUCAUCAUGUAUGUCUGCCACAACCUCGGCGGCAAUCAGUACUUUGAGUACACAUCCCAGAGGGAUCUUCGCCACAACAUUGGGAAGCAGCUGUGUCUACACGCCAGCGCUGACACGCUGGGCCUCAGGAGCUGUCAGUUCGUUGGCAAAAACAGCAAAGUGCCCAAGGACGAGGAAUGGGAACUGACCCAGGACCAGCUCAUCAGGAACUCAGGGUCUGGCACCUGCCUGACGUCCCAGGACAAAAAGCCGGCCAUGGCCCCCUGUAACCCCCGGGACCCCCUCCAGCUCUGGCUGUUUGUCUAGGCCUGGGACCAUUCCUGGUGCAGGCCCAACAAGCUCCCCAGGAAGUGGGGUCACCAGGCAUCUGGGAGUCUUCUCCUAGCUCCUCUGGAGGCCUGAGAGUUGGAUGUCUAAGCCCAGCGGCCAACAGGGCAGGACCCUCCCACUUCCUGCAGUCACUACUCUCUUUCCUCUGUACCGGAGGAAGAGCCAGGGGCCACAUGCUAGUUGGACCAGGCCUCUCCUCUCCUCGAGACAGUGGCCUCCGAAGAGCCUAAAAGUGUGCUGCAGAGGGAUGGAAGUGCAGAGACCCUCCCUUGCUAGCACACGCCCUAAGGGCAAGCGGUGGAGAUGUACACCGAGUGCCUUUACCCACGUUGCUUGCACAGUUACCCUCGGAAGAGACAGGAAGGAGCUCAGCCCGUUGUGUCAGUGAGAAGGUUGAGACUGAGCUGGGAUAAUGUUUAGGGAAAGGUCCUGCCUUCGACCACCUCGCACCACAGAAAACUGAAAAGAAGGGAGACCAGGAGAGGAGAGCAGGCAGGGAGACGCAGAGGCUCAGGCUGGGGCCGAGGCUGCAUCUUUGGUGCUGAACCUGGGCUCUUCCGCACACAAGCACACUAGGCAAUGAGCUGCCAGCCUGGCCAUUCUUUGACCCCUCUCUGAUCGUUCUGGCUGGCUGGCCUCCAGCAAGAUGGGAGGCCGCACUGAAGGCCCCCUUUGUUUUAAGCCAUGUUUAAAGUGAUAAAAUGCAAAGCAGGAAGUAGACGUGAAGGCACAGGCUUGUAGUCUUGGGACUCAGAGACUGAGGGAGGAAGGUUCUUCAGUGCAAGGCCAGCCUGAGCGGCAGAGCUAGACCUUGUCUCUAAAGCCACGGAAACCAGCACGGGGCAUGUGGAGGGCGCGGCCUCGCAGCCCUGAACUCCGGCAGCCCGCUUUUUAUAUUUAUUCUUCAGCAGAAACUAGGCAGGUGCUUUGUCCAGGGAAGGUGUUUGUGGGCUCUGAGCCCAGACCCCAGAUAAGGCUAAUCAGCAUGCGAGCGGGCCAGGCACAGUGUGCAGAUGGCAGAGGACUGGCCCGUCUGAACGAGCAUCCUGUGUGGAGCUGCACUGAGAAUGCCAACCCCCCCACAUUCAACCUGGAGCCCACCAGUACUGGAGGAGAACAGAAACGCCCUGGAAGGCUUUGGGGAGCAUAGUAGCAAGCUGUCGCCACACGAGGGCACCAGGGGACCACGGCUGCUCUCCUGGGAAAAGACCAGGCGUGGUCCAGCCAGAAGGAAGGAACCUCGCCAGGCUGAGAUCCUGGGUGGGGUGCCAAGGCGCAGACUGAUAUGGAAACCUGGUGGAAAUAAAGGUUGUUUGUAUUGGG
Psammomys obesus (fat sand rat) is the source of this 3610-nucleotide messenger RNA. RefSeq names its product polypeptide N-acetylgalactosaminyltransferase 6 (gene Galnt6). Gene Ontology annotation, cellular component: Golgi apparatus. The transcript has 12 exons. The coding region runs from base 392 to 2263 and encodes 623 amino acids. The record is from RefSeq and is a predicted model, not a curated record. NCBI's taxonomy places the organism in Eukaryota, Metazoa, Chordata, Mammalia, Rodentia, Muridae.